Messenger RNA from Notodromas monacha, 2613 nucleotides. Lineage: Eukaryota; Metazoa; Arthropoda; Ostracoda; Podocopida; Cyprididae. The record is from the annotation of a GenBank genome assembly.
AUGAUGGAAUUCAGGCACUCCGAAAAAUAUCACAAUGAAUGUAGUGACAAUCAAAAGAAACAAACCGCGGUGGAGUACCAGUUGCCAAAGGACCUUUUGUGCACCCAGUGCAUCCUCCAAUGGAGAUAUGUGGCAGGCAACAAUUGGGGCAUGUGCAAGAAUGGGACAGGGAUGCUGGGAUGUGGCCCACAAGAAGAAUUCAGGGCCUGUGCAGACAUAGCUAUUCUUGGAGAUGGUGAAGUGACUACAUUUGAGGACUAUCCAGAACAGGAUAUUGUGCCUCAUUCACCAGAUGAUGCAGACAAUGAGAUUGACUCUGACCUGCACAAGAAAGGAGAGGAGACGGAAGAAGACGAAGAAUUCCGCGUGGGAGAAAGAGUGGCGGCCAUUUUGUGCGCUUUUAUGCUCACGUCUUUGGUGUUGCUUUUGGCUCUGUGGCUUUCGUAUGUGGGCAAGAAGCGGAUUGUGGCCUUCUGUGGUGGCCUGGCACCACCUAAAGUCACCUACUUCACAAAGUUUUUGAAGCCGCAGAAAGGAACCUCGAAACCCGGGAUUCCCAGCACCGACCCCUACGGCACUCCAUCGGCCGCCAUUCACGCGGCCUUGGAGCGCGGAGAAAAGCCGCCAGUGGCGCCAUCUCGUAGCGUGAAGCCCCCCGCCAUCUACCACAACGGAUUCACCAAUGCCACACUCACUGCCCCGGGCAGCAGUGCUGGGGGAGAGCCGAAGCGGCCCUCGGUGGCGCCGCCGCCACCGCCCAGCAGGCCGCCGCGACAACGAUCCCCGAAACGACAGACGUCUUUGGGCGCCGACGACGAGAGGACGACUGAUGCCGAGAGCAGCAUCACUGUCAACGGCGUCGCCUUGCCGGAUUGAAUCAGUGAAGAGUCACUUUCGUGAAUUCAAUGCGAUGUAUACGAGCAGGGUAUGAUGUCGAUAUGAUGACACCCACGAAAGGGUAUACCGUUUCGUGAGAAUCAAUUACAAAUAUGGACACCAGCCUGAGCAGCUUACCAAUAUCCGUGUGGGAAAACUUUAUUUUCUCGCCUGUUAUAGUGAAUCCCAAUUACUUCAAAUGCACUACUUUUCAUGAAGAGCAUUUUAAAAAGAAUACAGUUUGAUACAGAGCCUGUUGAGAAGCAUACGGCUUCAUAAAAAGCUCCAAGUUUUGAAAAUAAACAUGCUCAUAAUUAGGAUGAAGCUCUAAAAAUGCUUCAAGUUUGGAAAAGAACAUGCUGAAGAGGAUGAAGUUUCACAAAGUGCGUGUUACAAUUUUGUAAAGAGCAUGUUAAAAAUGAAUAAGUUUCAUAAAGCGCCUGUUGAAAAACAUAGUUUUAAUAAUAGUAUUACAAAGUUUGGUGAAGGUCAUGCUGAAGAGCAUAAUAGAGCAUACAAAUUUAUGAGUAGCACGAAGUUUGAUAAAGAGCAUGAAGUUUGGUGAAGAGCAUAAUGCUUGAUAACAAGGAUAGACAUUAUUCGAGAGCAUGUUGAAGAGCAUACAGUUUCUUAGAGCAUAUAAAAUUUGAUUUAGAUCAUAAGGUUUGAAUUGGAGCAUACAGUUUGAAUAAGGGCAUAAAGUUUGAAUAAGAGCAUAAAGUUUGACAAAGAGCAUACAGUUUUAUGAAGAGAAUGAAGUUUGAUAAAAAAAAAGCUCGUUUAAGAUGAUAACGUUUUUUUUAUCAGUCUCUUAAAGAGCAUACAGUUUCAUAAAAAGCAUGAUCAUCUGAGCUUCUGAUCAUUAGAAUUUUUUUUAUGAUGAUUUCUUGAAAAUAUUUUAUUCAAGAAUAAAAUAUUGAAACUUGAUGCAAAAUGAAACAAAGCAGCAGUGAUUUUUCAUAAGAAAUGCCCCACAAAAGAAUUAUCAUCAACCCCAUUAAUGUUUGUUGCAGUGCUUUCAGGUCAGAUACUGUUUCUAAAGUCUAAAUUAUGUCUUGAAAAUAAAUCUUCCUCAUGAAUGUAACUUUCUGUAUCCAAGAGAGGCUCUUUAUUCAUGUUUCAAAAAUUAAAAUGAUUUAUUUUUAAUGUAUUAGAUUUGCGUUUCAUUGCCAGGUGAGAAGUUCCCAACUUCAUUUGAGUUGUCAAACAUCAUGCUUUCAUGACUGCUCCUUUGUAGAAACAUUAAGAGCAGAGAUUCUCAGGUUUUGUAUGGGUUUCAUGUGAUCUUGAGGCAAACAGUGAAUCUUUCAAAAAUAUUGAACUGUAUCAUUCCUGAGAUUUUACUUUUCUAAGACUUCAAACAUAUUUCUCUCCUGAAAGAAAAAUCUAUACUGCAGAAUAUCUGAAACUUGACGAUGAAAUGUUUCGAUUCAUAAUUGAAGCUCAUUAUUGCAACAAAGUUGAGAAAACUCUGUCCCUAGAUGUGACUAGAAGGAAAAAUUGAAGGAGUUGUCAGUCAUAUCAUUUCAGAAGGUCAUUCAGGCAUUCAUUUUGAAACACGUUUUUCUUUCUGGUGUGAAUGCGUUGAUUCUCUUGAGCCAAGCGUUCUGUUGAAAAAAAAAAGAAUCUGUAUUUUACUUGUGUAGACACAAAUAGUGUUUCCAGAAGUGUACCAAUAUACUCUUGCCAAGUCUUUUGGAGGAAAAAUAAAAAGAUGCAUUGAAAAUGAAAAAAAUA